Messenger RNA from Melanaphis sacchari, 1977 nucleotides. Its product is annotated as angiotensin-converting enzyme-like. The record is from RefSeq and is a predicted model, not a curated record. Bases 1 to 1965 code for a protein of 654 amino acids. The transcript is spliced from 15 exons. Gene Ontology annotation, biological process: proteolysis. Gene Ontology annotation, cellular component: plasma membrane. Gene Ontology annotation, molecular function: metallopeptidase activity; peptidyl-dipeptidase activity. NCBI's taxonomy places the organism in Eukaryota, Metazoa, Arthropoda, Insecta, Hemiptera, Aphididae.
AUGAAAACUUCUAAUUUCUCAAUGAAGAUUAUUCUAGUUUUUGCAGUAUACUUAAUCAAAUAUUCUAUGGAAUUAGAUUAUUCAAAAAUACAGGGGUUUAAUACUAAUAUUGAAGAAGCUAUACAAUUUCUUCGUGAAUGGGAAAAUGAAGCAGUAGCCUCGUGCAAUAGAGUAGCAACGGCACAGUGGACAUACGCAACAAAUAUAACGGAAUACAAUAAAAAACAAAUGAUAGACGAACAAAAAUUGAACUCAAAGUUCAAUAGAGUAUCUUGGAGAAAAGCUUCUGAUUUCAUGUGGACCCGUAUAUCUGAUCCUAUUAUACAAAGACAACUCAAAAUUUUGGCAUUGAAAAGCCAAUCAAAUAUACCAGAUUCAAAACUAAAUCAGAUGCAUUCAAUUUUAAAUGAAAUGAAAGAUAUUUAUGCUAAAGCGAAAAUAUGUCCAUUCAAUUAUAGAUUGACAUCGUAUUGUGAACUAAGUCUUGAACCAGAUUUAGUAAGAGUGAUGGCUAACUCAAGAGAUUUUGAAGAGCUAUUGUAUACUUGGCGUUCAUGGAGAGAUAAUAUUGGACAUGAAAUUCGACCUAAAUAUAUAAAAUAUAUGGAAUUGGUUAACGAAGCUGCAAUAUCAAUAGGGUUUGAAGAUGCAGGUCAGCAACAGAUUGCAAUGUAUGAAGAUGCAAAUUUUAAAGCUAAACUUGAAAAUUUGUGGACAGCCAUAGAACCGAUUUAUAAACAUCUUCACUCUUAUGUUCGGCGAAAAUUAGUUACUCACUAUGGUACACGCAGGGUUCGAGUCGAUGGACCAAUACCAGCGCAUUUACUUGGUAACAUGUGGGCACAGAACUGGAAAAACAUAAUAGAUUUAGUGAUUCCAUUUCCGAAGAAAAGACGUAUUGAUGUUUCCGGUGAAAUGUUACGUCAAGGAUACACGCCUUUAAAGAUGUUCCAAAUUGCUGAAGAAUUUUUCACAUCACUUGGAUUGAAAGCGAUGCCAGUGGAGUUUUGGCAUAAUUCAAUUUUGGAAAAGCCAACAAAUAGGCCAGUAUCAUGCAAAGCAUCUGCAUGGGAUUUUUGUAAUAAAUAUGAUUACAGAAUAAAACAAUGCACUGACGUUUCAAUGGAUGAUCUAUUUUCAACACAUCAUGAAAUGGCUCAUAUUCAAUAUUAUCUCCAUUAUUCUGAUCAGCCUCUGCUGUUUAAAGAAGGAGCGAAUCCUGGUUUUCAUGAAGCUUUGAGUGAUGCAGUUAUUCUUUCUGUUUCUACACCACGGCAUUUACACAGAAUUGGGCUAUUAAAUAAUAUAACUGACGAUUAUGAAGAUCAAAUAGACUUCUUAAUGGAAAUGGCUUUAGACAAAAUUGCUUAUCUACCUUUCGCCUAUUCAGUUGAUUUGUGGCGAUGGAGUGUUUUUUCCAAAGGCAUUCACAAUUUAAAUGCUCGUUGGUGGGAUUUAAAAUUAUUGUAUCAAGGAAUCAUUCCACCAAUAGCACGAGAUGAAAACGAUUUCGAUCCAAGUUCUAAGUAUCAAGUGAUUGCUGAUACUCCUUAUAUAAAAUUUUUCAUUAGUAUAAUUCUUCAGUUUCAAAUACAUGAUGCCUUGUGUACAGCAGCAGGACAUAUUGGUCCAUUACAUACUUGUGACAUAUAUCGUUCAAGAGAAGCUGGUCGAAUAUUAAGUGAAAUAAUGUCAAUGGGCUAUUCAAAACCAUGGCCACAAGUUAUUAAAACUCUUACUGGAGGAAAAACAAGUGAAAUUGACGCACGGCCUUUAAUCGAAUAUUUUAAACCACUCACACACUGGCUAAUUAAUGAAAAUAAAGCAGAACGAAUAGGAUGGUCUAGAUUAAAUGAAGACAUAGCACUAUUCGAGCCCUUAUCAAAGGCUAACAACUGUGAUUCAGUCGACAAGUACUUAAUUAUAUUUGUGGUUUUUAAUAUACUAAAAAAUGUAUACCAUUAGACAUUAAUUUUA